Messenger RNA from Glycine soja, 440 nucleotides. Its product is annotated as stress-induced protein KIN2-like. Bases 50 to 247 code for a protein of 65 amino acids. NCBI's taxonomy places the organism in Eukaryota, Viridiplantae, Streptophyta, Magnoliopsida, Fabales, Fabaceae. The transcript is spliced from 3 exons. The record is from RefSeq and is a predicted model, not a curated record.
AACAAUACUUGAUUUUCACAAACAGUUUAAUUAGUACGAGAAUCAAGAUAUGGACUCCCAAAACAUGAGCUACAAUGCAGGACAAGCCAAGGGCCAAGCUCAAGAAAAGGCUGGCAACAUGAUGGACAAGGCUAGCAGUGCUGCUCAAUCUGCUCAAAACUCCAUGCAACAGGCAGGGCAGCAAAUGCAGGCUAAAGCACAAGGAGCAGCUGAUGCUGUGAAGAAUGCAACAGGGAUGAACAACUAAUGAAGCUUUAGGGGAUCAUUAUGUUGGACUUGGUUUUCCAUUGAAAUAAACCCUGUUAUGCACUGCUGAUUGAUGUAUCUUGCAGAAACGAGAUUCAUUUUUGUUUCAAAUGUAUUCAUUUUAUUUCAUUUUGCAGAAACAUUAACAUGAUUCCAUUUUAUUUCAAAUGUAAUCAUUUUCCAUCAUUAGUUUA